This is a messenger RNA of Conger conger (European conger), 1264 nucleotides long. RefSeq lists its product as uncharacterized. The coding region runs from base 362 to 1255 and encodes 297 amino acids. NCBI's taxonomy places the organism in Eukaryota, Metazoa, Chordata, Actinopteri, Anguilliformes, Congridae. The transcript has 3 exons. The record is from RefSeq and is a predicted model, not a curated record. Gene Ontology annotation, cellular component: cytoplasm. Gene Ontology annotation, molecular function: NAD+ poly-ADP-ribosyltransferase activity.
GUCCAUCGCAGGGCACACACACCAUUCACUCACACCUACGGGCAAUUUAGACUCUCCCAUCAGUCUCAUCUGCAUGUCUUUGGACUGUGGAUGGAAACCGGAGUACCCGGAGGAAACCCACCAACACGGGGAGAACAUGCAAACUAUAUACCAUAAUACUCAUACCAUGAAGAAGAAAGAAACACCGGGUGUAAUGGAAUGUAAUUUAAUGUAAUGGGUGGCUUCGUUUUCGCCGACGUUAACGCCUAUAUUCCUUGUCAAAUAUAAUACGCUUUGACGCAAGUUAACCAGUGUCAAGCGCACGGAGACGCAGCGUGAUCUACAAGAAUAACUACAAAUCUGGAAGUGUAAAGGGCGAAGAAUGUACUGGGCUGAAGAUGACAACAUGGGCCCUAGGCCUCCUUGCCUGGAAAGUUACUCUGAGCCUGCCAACAACUCAACCUACGUCAUGUACCACGGCACCAGCAAGGAGGCUGCCGAAAGCAUCAGGUGUUAUGGCUUCUCUCCCUCGAAUGACGGCAUGCUGGGGCGUGGUGUGUACGUCAGCCGUGACAUCCAGAAAGCCAGCCGCUACCCCCUGAAUGUAGCCGAAGGGGACCGCAGGGUCCUAGUGCUCGAAGUGAAUGUGGGGAAGGUGAAGAAGAUUAACAGCAAGCAGCACCCCCUGCGGAAAACCUGGCAUGCAGCAGGCUAUGACACGGCCUGGGUGCCCCCUAACUGUGGCAUGGUGCCCAGUGGUCUGGAGGAGGACUGUGUCUGGGACCCCUGUAGGAUCAAUGUCAUCAGUGUUAUCCAACCCAUAGAACAGCCAAUGUCCUGGGCUGGACAUGACAACAUGGGCCCUCGGCCUCUUUGCCUGCAGAGCCACUCCAAGCCAACCAAAAACUCAUGCUACAUCAUGUACCACGGCACCAGCAAGGAGGCUGCUGAAAGCAUCAUGAGGAACGGCUUCACUCCCUCAAUAGACGGCAUGCUGGGGCGCGGCGUGUACCUCAGCCGCAACAUCCAGAAAGCCAGCCGCUACCCUCUGAAUUUAGCCAAUGCGGACCGCAGGGUCCUGGAGCUCAAAGUGAAUGUGGGGAGGGUGAAGAAGAUUAAUCGCCAGGGGCACCCCCUGCAGAAGACCUGGCACGACGCUGGCUAUAACACAGCCUGGGUGCCCCCUAACUGUGGCAUGGUGCCCAGUGGUGAGGAGGAGGACUGUGUCUGGAAUCCCCAUAGAAUCAAGGUCAUUAGGGUCAUCAGGGUUAUUUAAGCAUUGUUA